Medicago truncatula (barrel medic) is the source of this 1302-nucleotide messenger RNA. Its product is annotated as transcription factor MYB20. The record is from RefSeq and is a predicted model, not a curated record. The transcript is spliced from 3 exons. Lineage: Eukaryota; Viridiplantae; Streptophyta; Magnoliopsida; Fabales; Fabaceae. Bases 98 to 1060 code for a protein of 320 amino acids.
UCCUAAGCUAUUAUUAUGUGUAUACUCUCAAGAGCCUCUCAACUCCCUUAGACUCUCUCUAUUUACAACUUGGCUUUGUGUCAUUUGUAAAAGAAUAAUGGGAAGGCAACCUUGUUGUGACAAAGUAGGAUUGAAAAAAGGGCCAUGGACUGCAGAAGAAGACAGGAAGCUCAUCAAUUUCAUCCUUACUAAUGGUCAAUGUUGCUGGAGAGCUGUCCCUAAAUUGGCAGGGCUAUUAAGGUGUGGAAAAAGUUGUAGACUUAGAUGGACAAAUUACUUGAGGCCAGAUUUAAAAAGAGGACUUUUAUCUGAAUAUGAAGAGAAAAUGGUGAUUGAUCUUCAUGCUCAACUUGGGAACAGAUGGUCUAAGAUUGCUUCUCAUUUACCUGGAAGAACGGAUAAUGAAAUAAAAAAUCAUUGGAAUACUCACAUAAAGAAAAAGCUCAAGAAAAUGGGAAUUGAUCCUAUGACACACAAACCACUAGCACUCUCUAAUGCAAGUGAUCAAACCCAAGAUCAACCUAAACAACAACUACACCAAUCAUUAGAAAAAGAACAGGAAAACCAACAACCUUUGACAAUUGACAUUGACAACAAAAUUGAAUCAAAAGUUGAGGAGCAUAAUAAGGAGGUUGAGAAGCCAAAGACGUCUUUUGAGUCACCAACCAUAAUUGAAAUCAAAGAGAAAGAUGAAAUUACAAUAACACCCUUAUUUGACACAAUGGAUGGAUUUUCUAUAGAUGAAGUUCCAAUGAUAGAACCUAAUGAGAUUAUAGUGUCUAAUUCCUCUUCAUCCACUUCUUCAUCAAAUUCAACCAAUUUCCUUGAAGAUCUUCAUCUCCUUGAUUUUGAAUGGCCUAAUAAUAAUAACAAGGAAGAAUGCAAUAACAACAAUAUGGCCUUUUGGGAUGAUGACUUUAUUAGUAGCUUGAAUUUGUUGCUUAAUGAUGAUGACAUUGAUGUUAAUAAUGGUGAAAGAAAGCAAGAACUUGAUGCUCCUCUUAGCAAUUACUCAAGAAUGGCCAUGGAUUUAGAAUCUUGGGCACAUGAAUUGUUUUGAUUUGAACUUUUGUUCACUUUACUUGUAAUUUGCUUCUAAGUUAUUUUUUAUUUUUUUGAAAAGGAAAAAAAAUUGCUUCUAUGUUCUUACAAAGAAUAAAGACUGAAUCAUCAAAUAGGAAGACCAAAAACAUGUUUAGCAUUAUUUUUCACUAGCUUUUACCUUGUCAUGUAAACAUGUAUGUACAAGAUAAUGGAAACGUUUAUUGCCAACUUUUGAAAGUCACUUUCAAAUUUAGUUGA